Lactuca virosa is the source of this 618-nucleotide messenger RNA. The record is from the annotation of a GenBank genome assembly. Lineage: Eukaryota; Viridiplantae; Streptophyta; Magnoliopsida; Asterales; Asteraceae.
AUGACUCUGCUGCUCGUGGUCGUGACAAUACUAGUAAUCGACGGCAUGACUCUGCUUGUGGUGGUGAUAGUACUGGUGGUUGACCGCACGACUCUGCCUGUGGCCGUGACAGUACUGGUAGCCGGCCUCAAGACUCCAGUCCUAAUUAGCAACAGUGACAGGGAUCAAAAGGAAUUGAAGUGUAUCCCUACAUUUCUGGAACUUGUUCUUAUUACCCACCUUACUGCAGAGGCCAAGAAAAAAUUCAAGGCUAAAGAUUAUAAUAUAAUUCAAAAGUUGGAGUUUUGUACACCUACUGCCGGAGCAAUAUGUGUCCUGGAAUUGGAACAAGCUCAUGCCGAAUUGGCCCGACAAAAUGGUGAAAUGGCCGAAAGACUAGCACAAAUGGAAAAACAAAUGGCGGAAAUGCUCGAGUUCAUGAGACGAUAUGACGUUAGAUGUUGUGAACGUUUCUGCCGUGUUUCUCUGAAAUUCCUAGAAUUUCUGUCACGAAAAAGUGUCACGAAAAGCUAUCAACAAACAUGUUUCUCAGAAAUAAUCCUCGGAGAUUUGUCGGAAAUAAACUUCCUCGGAAAUUCACCGGAAAUAAACUUCCUCGGAAAUAAAGUUUCCUCAUAG